AUGACAAAACCGUCCAGAAAAACCCUUGAUAAUUUUGUGACCCCUAACCUUGAAACCCCAUUUUCAGUACAGGAGGUCAUUCGUAGGAUUCAGCAGGCCCAGCAACGUAGAAUAAGCGAGGACAUUAAUAUGAAAGUGAAUGAAAUAAUGAACAAUGUGCAACGGAUAAUAAAUCGCUACACUGUUGGUGAGAACAUAUACUCUGGAAGGAAAAUCUCCAUUACAGAACACAAAAGACGCAGAAACACUUUCCUAGAAAAAAUAGUUAACUGUAUUAAGUCUGCUGAAGUGAAAGAAAAGACUCUUGUUUCUAUCCUGGCCUGGUUGGAAGAAUGGAAUAUCCUUUUGUCUGAGAUGACUGCAAUUGAUAUUGAAGAAUACCACCACUGCGUAGCACAAAUGGAGAUUCUACCAGAGACAUUCAAAGCUAUUGAGGGCAAUGUCACAAUACUGACUGGAAUUAGUAAAUCUCUGAUUGAAGAAAAGAGAAAAUAUAAGAGAAAAAUAACAAUUAGAGGCACUCUAUGGAAACCUUGGAAAGAAAAAGUUCUAAAGCGACCCGCAGCAGCCCAUGCUUUACGGCCAGAUCAGAUGAUUAGUGAUGAAUUUGCAACAUCUAUAAAGGUUUCAGAAAUCCAUGAUAUGCUACAAGAACUCAUAGGCACUGCAAUGUUCAGUAAAUUAGAAAAUAAUGCUAUUAAGUACAUAUCAUCAACAAUAUCAAACCUCUCUAAAGCUAUAAGUAUACUAAAUGAUGAAGCAAAAGGUGUUCACAUCCAAAGUGACCACGUAUAUGUAGAGGAGGAAGGUGAAAAAGAAAAAGACCUAGUUCUGAAGAUAAUAAAAGAUCUCAGCGAGAAUAAUGAAAUACUUCAGCAGAAACUUCAAAUUGCAGAAGAAAAAUAUGAAAAACUUAUUCAGUCCAAAGGUACUACAGAACACAAAAUAACAUCUGGAUCAGACGUCAGCAGAGCUGACAAGAAAGAAAUUAUAGAAAUUAAUUUGGUAAAAAAACUUGAAAAUAUAGAUGAGGCCCGAAGAAGAGGGACUAUCAAGUGGGACACAGCCUUUCCAUAUUCCUCCACAGAUGAAAUGGCUCCAGAUUUAACUGAACAGCAAUCUACUUUACAGAAAACAUCUCCCCAUGCUAUCACCGAACACAGCACUGAAGACACGAUAUUACUGAAGAAAGGUGAUGUCUUUGAUAAAGAGGGAGCUGAUGAACUUCAGUCACAGAAAAAAAAGCAAAGCAGAGGCCUGUAUGUACAUGAGACCUUUGGACCAAAAGGUGAACUGAAAGACUCAGGGACCAAAUUUGACCACUUGGAGUUUCCAUCCCUGGAAAAGAAGAGAAAGGAAACAAAAUCCUAUUCUGAAGACAAAUCCAAGUUUCCUGAGUCAAAAAGUAAAAGUUUUCCUGAUGAAAUUUUUUCUAUCGAUGUCCCUUCUUACACCAAGGGUGAAGCUGGCAAAACUACAAGUAGUUUGUGGGAACGGCUCAAGACAACCAAACUUGAACAUCAACGUGACAAAAGCCAAGUUUCUUCAGAGAAAAAAGAGGAAUUCACUUCAGAGUCAAUGGACAGAGAGAGAAAAAGUGGGAUGAGUAGCCAAGAGGGACCAUUGAGGUCAUUCCAACUUGAUUCUUCCCCUGAGAAAGAGAAAAUAAAAGGAAAGAAAUUCCAAGUCUCCCCAGGGACAAGCACAGGCAGAGAAGAGAAAACUGAAGAGAAGGACCUGUCAGGUCUCACCAAGAAAGCCAAGUCUCCUGAACUUCGUAAAUUGCAAUCUCGGAAACUUAAAGAGGCUUCAGAGUACACCAGUGUUAUAAGAAGUCCAGAGGGCAAAAGUGAACAGAGCAGCAUAGAGGAAUUUCAGAAAGCCAUAAUGACUUUCCUAACAGAGAAAAUUGACAACAUAGGAAAGCCUUUGGAUAAAAAAUCUGUGCCCAAAAAAGAGCUAUUAAAAAAAGCAGAAUUUGAAAAUUUGGGAGUCAUUAAAACAAAAAUGGAGGAAUAUUUUCAAAAAGUGGCAGAAACUGUGACAGAGGUCUUGAAAAAGUACAAAGAUAUGAAAAAACCAGAACAGAUGAAAAAGCCUAUGAAGGGAAAAAAGGAAGUCUCACAGAAGCCAGAGGUGCAUUUUCAAAAGCCCAUUAGUGAAAAGUCUGGAAUUAGAACCUUACUUUCACCAUUAGAGAACAUGGAUCCAGUAGCUGGCAAUUUAAUACAAACGAUCUUAACUCAAAUAGAAAGUGAACUAGAUGUUACAGUAGCCUCAACAGGAGAGAGAGACCAGAAGAAGAAGCAAGGGCAGGAUUAUUUGCAGGAGGAUCAAAAACAAAAAAUUGAUAUAAGUCUCAAAUCCCAGCUGCAAGAAGAAAGGAAUCUCUGGGGAAAGAGCCACGAAAUGCUGAAGAAGAAUUUGGAGUUGGAAGAUGCAUGGUUCCAGAUGAAGGAGGGAAAGCAAAAGCAACAGAAACAGAAACAGUGGCAAGAAAAGGAGUUGGGGAAGGAACAAAAGGAGAGGACGCAAAAGCAGACAGAGCAAGAUGAAAAUCAAAAGCACAGGGAAAAAGACGGAGAACAGCAUCAAAAGUCAGAGCAGCAGCUGGAAGCAUGGAAGCAAAAAAGGCAAGAAGAUGGGGGGUUGUUGGAGAAGGUGCAGCAAAUGAGGCGGAUCCAGAAGAAAACGAAAUAUAUGGACAAAGAUAGCAGUUGGGAGAAACUGGAGGAAGAGCAGAAAUCAAAGAGAAAGGUGGACGACCGUGAACGGGUGAAGCAAAAAGAAGCAAUGGAUCAAGUCAAGAUUAAGGAGAGAAAAUCGGAAUCACAGGACACAGUCUCACAGAUUUCAUCCUUCCCAUCUGGGGCCACUACUACUUAUGGACAGAACAUCUCACUCACCCCUGAGCAGGCCCAGGCACUGGGAGUCAUUCUCACCCCUGAGCAGGCCCAGGCACUGGGGAUCACUCUCAUCCUUCAGCAGGCCCAGGCGCAGGAGGUCAGUCUCACCCCUCAGGAGGUCAAAGCACAAGAGAUCACUCUCACCACUGAGGAGGCCCAGUCACAGGAAAUCACUCUCCUUCCUCAGCAGGCCCAGGCCCAGGAGAGCACACUCAUCCCUCAGCAGGCCCAGGCCCCGGGGAUCACUGUCUCUCCUCAGCAGCCCCAGAGAAUCACUCUUGCUCCUCAGCAGGUUGUGGUCCAGCCCCAGGGAAUAACUCUAAUCCCUGAGCAAGCCCAAGGGGUCACUCUCAGCUCUCAGCAGGCCCAGGGGAUCACUUUCACCCCUCAGCAGACCAAGGACCAAAGGAUCAUUCUUACCUCUCAACAGGCCCAGGCCCUGGGGAUCACUCUCACCCCCCAGCAGACUGAGGACCAGGGGAUCACACUCACCCCCCAACAGACCAAAGACCAGGGAGUCACUCUUACCCCCCAGCAGGCCCAGGCCCUGGGGAUCACACUCACCCCUCAGCAGGCCCAGGCCCCGGAAAUCACUCUCACCCCGCAGCAGGCCCAGACUCUGGGGAUCAUUCUUAUCCCCCAGCAGACCAAGGCCCUGGGGAUAACAGUCACCCCACAACAUACCGAAGACCAGGCGAUCACUCUCACCCCCGAGCAUGCCCAGGCCCUGGGAAUCACAGUCACCCCCCAACAGACGAAAGACCAGAAGAUCACUCUCACCCCUCAGCAGGCCCAGGCCUUGGGGUUCACUCUCAUUCCUCAGCAGGCCCAGGCCCAGGGGGUUACUCUGAGCCCUCAGCAGGCUGAGGACAAGGGGGUCCAAGGCCCAGUGGUCGCUCUCACCCCUCAGCAGGUGCAGACCCAGGGGAUCACACUCACUCCUCAGCAGGGUCAGGCACUGGGGAUUCCUUUCAGCUCUCACCAGGUCCAGAAACUGGGAGUCAGUCUCACUCCUGAGGGAGCACCAACACUCAGGGUCACUGUCACUCCUCAGCAGGCACAGACACAGGGUAUAGCUGACUCCUCAGAGCAGUUCAAGCCAACGGUCAUCACUCACAUUCCUGAACAAGUUCAGACACGGGGACCUCCUCUUACUUCUGAACUGACUCAGUCAUUGGAGGUCUCUCUUUUCCCUAAGCAGUUAGUGCAGGACCUUUUUAUUCGAGAGCAGGCACAGGAACCAGUGUUCACUCUCACUUCUGAGAAGGCUGAGGCCUUGGGUGUCACACUUAGCCAUGAACAAGCUCAGGCUAAGGAGGAAGCCCAGCACACCCUCACCCCUGAGCACACACAAGCCUUGAAGGUCCCUUUUAUCCUUGACCAGGCUCAAGCAUUACAGACUCCUCUCACUUUAGAACAGGCAAGGAAAUUGGGUGCUCCUAUCACUCCAGAAGUGGUUCGAGAAGCAUCAAGCACUCUUACUUCUAAGCAGAUGCAAGCCUUGAGACCACCUCUGAUACCAAAGGCCCCUCUCGUCCCUGGCCAGUCCCUCAUAUCUGGAGUCCGACCUGCCUCUGAACAGAUACCUGGUCUCUGGUCUUCUCUCUCUCCUAAGCAGCCCUUUGUUCCUGAGAUCUCCUCCAUUGCUGAGGAGCUCCUAGAAUCUGAAACCUUAGCCCUCUCUGAGCAGCCUCAGACAUUUCAGCCCUCUGUCACCUCUGAGCAAUCUCCCUCUUUACAACCUUCUUCUACCCUUGGGCAGCAUCAGUUACCAUGGACUCUUUCUGGUCAAGCUUCCCCUCUAUGGAGCCCUCCCAUCCCUGGGCAUGCCCCAAUAAUAUGGGCCCCUACACCCCCUGGAAAGCUCCAGAAAGGUUUGUCCUCUAAUAUUCCUAAGAGAAGUAAAAGAUUAGCUAUUUCUUCUCUGAAAUAUAAAUCAGCAUUGGUCCAACCCAUUGCUUCAAAAUUUAAGGCACCUGAAGUUCCCUCCAUCACUAAGAAGUUCCCAAUAUCAGAGGUCUCUGACACUCCUGUAGAAACCCAAAGAUUCCCUGAUCCUUUUAACAUGGAACAAUUUAAAACACUUCAAUCUUAUGUCACUAGUUGUAGGAUACCAAUAUCACAAACCCCUUAUGUUGAUGAGACUCGUCCCACUCUCAGAAAACCUGUUACAUCGUUACCUUCUCUUACUACUCAACUAUCCCAAACAUCACAAAUUUCACCCUCAGAAUUGGACCAAAAACCCCGAUUUCCCCCCAUAGACAAGCCCUGGAUACUGACAUCAGUUUUAGGCACCAAGAAACCCAAAGUGACGGUGCCCCCUUCAUCUCCCCAAGAAGUCGCAGAACAGAGAUAUUUCGUUGAUGUGGAGGCUCAGAGAAAAAACCUAAUACUCUUAAAUGAGGCUGUGAAAGCUUCUGGACUCUCUUCACAACUAUAUACAACAGCUGAAAAUCUCAUAAUUGAGACACUUCAUACGGACACAAUUCGGUUGGGAUACAUAUUCAACAAGUACAUUACCUACAGGCUGAUCCAGCGUGCAAGAAACAACAUAAUCAAAAGAAUACAAGCUAUCCAAAACACUGGGAAAGGUUAUGAAACUCAGAACCUCUAUGUAAUGCUGAGUAGAAUUGAUGCCUAUCAGAAAAAGAUGAUGCACACCUGGACUACGAGGCAGACUGCUCUAGAGCAGAAACGAAAUCAGUGCCUGAGGAAAAUGAUACACUUAUUUAGCAAGCUCCAAGAGAUAUAUCACUUAAAUCUUAGUCAACCUAUUCCCCUGAUCAUCGACAAAAAACAGGUACCAGCCUCUAUCAAAUUUGUUCAACAGCCCUUCCUUCAACUACUAAUAGAAGAGGACAGAAAAUCUGACAUAUUCAAGAGAUUUAGAAAAGAAGACCAAAUGGAAGCCAUCUGGAAUGCUGAUCUGUCCACUUCAAGCUACCCAAUAACAGAAAAGACAGCAAUACAUUCACUCUGGGCCCAGCUGGGUGGAUACCCAGAUAUUCCCAUGCUGCUCCAAUUAGAUGUUCAGUCUACCUUCAGAAAAUCUCUAGCAUCCAUUCAAUCACAGUAA
Condylura cristata (star-nosed mole) is the source of this 5982-nucleotide messenger RNA. RefSeq names its product family with sequence similarity 186, member A (gene FAM186A). The coding region runs from base 1 to 5982 and encodes 1993 amino acids. The record is from RefSeq and is a predicted model, not a curated record. Lineage: Eukaryota; Metazoa; Chordata; Mammalia; Eulipotyphla; Talpidae. The transcript has 11 exons.